Messenger RNA from Tupaia belangeri chinensis (Chinese tree shrew), 5625 nucleotides. It is a transcript of the gene XPOT, whose product is annotated as exportin for tRNA. Bases 298 to 3186 code for a protein of 962 amino acids. Gene Ontology annotation, biological process: tRNA re-export from nucleus; intracellular protein transport. Lineage: Eukaryota; Metazoa; Chordata; Mammalia; Scandentia; Tupaiidae. The record is from RefSeq and is a predicted model, not a curated record. The transcript is spliced from 25 exons. Gene Ontology annotation, molecular function: small GTPase binding; tRNA binding. Gene Ontology annotation, cellular component: nuclear pore; cytoplasm; nuclear matrix.
AGGAAGCUUUUAUAGGACUUACCCGUCUGAGAUUCAUAGAGACUUGGAAAUGUCUUUCCUCUCAGUGUAGGUGUUUUUCAGAGGACCGGUUAUCAGAUUUUCUUGUCAUUUGUGGCUGAAGAGGGGGUACCCACUGCCGUAUUUUGUGUUUUUCUAUCUGUUCAUGAUGAGUGUAAGAGGGCUCCCCGCAGUGCCAUUCCACACGUGCUGCCUCUGAUUUCAGAUGUUUUUGGAUUCUUCUGUGGGAUCAGAAGGCACGCCUAUUGUAAUCAGAAAACUCCAAGUAUAGCAGCAGGGAUGGAUGAACAGGCUCUUUUAGGACUAAAUCCAAAUGCUGAUUCAGACUUUAGACAAAGGGCCCUGGCCUAUUUCGAGCAGUUGAAGAUUUCCCCAGAUGCCUGGCAGGUGUGUGCAGAAGCUCUAGCCCAGAGGACAUACAGUGAUGAUCACAUAAAGUUUUUCUGCUUUCAAGUACUAGAACAUCAAGUUAAAUACAAAUACUCAGAACUAACCACUGUUCAACAACAGCUAAUUAGGGAGACGCUCAUAUCUUGGCUUCAAGCUCAGAUGCUGAAUCCCCAGCCAGAGAAGACCUUUAUACGAAACAAAGCAGCCCAAGUCUUCGCCUUGCUUUUUGUUACAGAAUAUCUCACUAAAUGGCCCAAGUUUUUUUUUGACAUUCUCUCAGUAGUGGACCUGAAUCCAAGGGGGGUAGAUCUGUACCUCCGAAUUCUCAUGGCUAUUGAUUCAGAGUUAGUGGAUCGUGAUGUGGUGCAUACGUCAGAGGAAGCUCGUAGGAAUACUCUAAUAAAAGAUACCAUGAGGGAACAGUGCAUUCCAAAUCUGGUGGAAUCCUGGUACCAAAUCUUACAAAAUUAUCAAUAUACUAAUUCAGAAGUGACAUGUCAGUGCCUUGAAGUAGUUGGGGCUUAUGUCUCUUGGAUAGACUUAUCCCUUAUAGCCAAUGAUAGGUUUAUAAAUAUGCUGCUAGGUCAUAUGUCAAUAGAAGUUCUACGAGAAGAAGCAUGUGACUGUUUAUUUGAAAUUGUAAAUAAAGGAAUGGACCCUGUUGAUAAAAUGAAACUAGUAGAAUCUUUGUGUCAAGUAUUACAGUCUGCUGGGUUUUUCAGCAUUGACCAGGAAGAAGAUGUUGACUUCCUGGCUAGGUUUUCUAAGCUGGUAAAUGGAAUGGGACAGUCUUUGAUAGUUAGCUGGACUAAAUUAAUUAAGAGUGGGGAUAUCAAGAAUGCUCAAGAGGCACUACAAGCUAUCGAAACAAAAGUGGCGCUGAUGUUACAGCUACUGAUUCAUGAGGAUGAUGACAUCUCCUCUAACAUUAUCGGGUUCUGUUACGAUUAUCUUCAUAUUUUGAAACAGCUUACAGUGCUCUCUGAUCAACAAAAAGCUAAUGUAGAGGCAAUCAUGUUGGCCGUUAUGAAAAAAUUGACUUACGAUGAAGAAUAUAAUUUUGAAAAUGAGGGAGAAGAUGAAGCCAUGUUUGUAGAGUAUAGAAAACAACUGAAGCUGUUAUUGGAUAGACUUGCUCAAGUUUCACCAGAGUUGUUAUUGGCUUCUGUUCGCAGAGUUUUUAGUUCCACACUGCAGAACUGGCAGACUACACGGUUUAUGGAAGUCGAAGUAGCAAUAAGAUUGCUGUAUAUGUUGGCAGAAGCUCUUCCAGUAUCUCAUGGUGCUCACUUCUCAGGUGACGUUUCAAAAGCUAGUGCUUUGCAGGAUAUGAUGCGAACUUUGGUCACAUCAGGAGUCAGUUCCUAUCAGCAUACAUCUGUGACAUUGGAGUUCUUCGAAACUGUUGUUAGAUAUGAAAAGUUUUUCACUGUUGAACCUCAACACAUUCCAUGUGUACUAAUGGCUUUCUUAGAUCACAGGGGUCUGCGUCACUCCAGUGCAAAAGUACGGAGCAGAACCGCUUACUUGUUUUCUAGAUUUGUCAAAUCUCUAAAUAAACAAAUGAAUCCUUUCAUUGAGGACAUUUUGAAUAGAAUACAAGAUUUACUAGAGCUUUCUCCUCCUGAGAAUGGUUACCAGUCCUUAUUGAGCAGUGAUGACCAACUGUUUAUUUAUGAGACAGCUGGAGUGCUGAUUGUGAAUAGUGAAUACCCAGCAGAAAGGAAGCAGGCAUUAAUGAGGAAUCUGUUGACUCCACUGAUGGAGAAGUUUAAAAUUCUGUUGGAAAAACUGAUGUUGGCCCAAGACGAAGAAAGGCAGGCAUCUCUAGCAGACUGUCUCAACCAUGCUGUUGGAUUUGCCAGUCGAACCAGCAAAGCUUUCAGCAACAAGCAGACUGUGAAACAAUGCGGCUGUUCUGAAGUUUAUCUGGACUGUUUACAGACGUUCUUGCCAGCCCUCAGUUGUCCUUUGCAAAAGGAUAUUCUCAGAAGUGGAGUUCGCACGUUCCUGCAUCGAAUGAUUAUUUGCCUAGAGGAGGAAGUUCUUCCAUUCAUCCCAUCUGCCUCAGAACACAUGCUCAAAGAUUGUGAAGCAAAAGACCUUCAGGAGUUCAUUCCCCUUAUCAACCAGAUUACAGCCAAAUUUAAGAUACAGGUAUCCCCAUUUUUACAACAGAUGUUUAUGCCCCUGCUUCGUGCAAUUUUUGAAGUGCUGCUUCGACCAGCGGAAGAAAAUGACCAGUCUGCUGCUUUAGAGAAGCAGAUGUUGCGGAGGAGUUACUUUGCUUUUCUGCAAACAGUCACAGGCAGUGGAAUGAGCGAAGUUAUAGCAAAUCAAGGUGCAGAGAAUGUAGAACGAGUACUCGUUACUGUUAUCCAAGGAGCAGUUGAAUAUCCAGAUCCAAUUGCACAGAAAACAUGCUUCAUCAUCCUCUCAAAGCUGGUGGAACUCUGGGGAGGUAAAGAUGGACCUGUGGGAUUUGCUGAUUUUGUUUACAAGCACAUUGUCCCUGCAUGUUUCCUAGCACCUUUAAAACAAACCUUUGACCUGGCAGAUGCACAAACAGUAUUGGCUUUAUCUGAGUGUGCAGUGACACUGAAAACAAUUCAUCUCAAACGGGGCCCAGAAUGCGUUCAGUAUCUUCAACAGGAAUACCUGCCCUCCUUGCAAGUAGCUCCAGAAAUAAUCCAGGAGUUUUGUCAAGCGCUUCAGCAGCCUGAUGCUAAAGUUUUUAAAAACUACUUAAAGGUGUUCUUCCAGAGAGCAAAGCCCUAAGGACUGGAUCUCCUUGUGCCUACUUCAUGAUCAAAGAAUUCCAGUUAAUAAUUUAUAAGGAAGUAAUUUUUGUGUGCCACUCACACUGGUCUUUUUAACAUUGUUUUGAGCUUACUGCAAUAUAUGUAUUGCGAUUUUUCUGUCAAAUGGGUGUAAUCUUCCCUCAGUACAGGUAUGUGACAACAAGAAAAGUUGCUUGCAUGCCUGCUUAAUUAUUCUAAAUAAAAAAUGCUGUUAAAAGACACAGCAGACUUAUCCUAGUACGUUAUUUUUUUUUUUAAUUUGAAACUAUAAGUACUUUGUGAAAACCAUAGCAGUGGGAAAACUACUUAUUUUUAAUUGCUGAAUAUACAGUGUUGAAAAUUUUCAUUUUUUUAACAUGUAGACACAUAAAGUAUGGGGUGAAUACAACAAUCAAAAGUAAUUUUUUGUAGAUAGCCAUUACAUUUCUUUAAACUGUUUCAAUGCCAAUGUGUGUUUGACAAAAGAGAAAGGUUUCAUAAAUUAAUUGGUUUAAGAGUAGGUGCCAUUGUUACACAUUUUUUAUUAAAAAAAAUAAAUUUUAUGUAGUGAAAUCUACCAAGUCUUUUCUGUAAUUAUUAUAAAUAUGUUUGCCUUGUUUUCUCAUUAAAUUUCUCCCUCAUUUCCCAGUUAGAUGUGUGCAAAUAAGAGUGUAUGGAUUUGCUUUGUUUCAUUUAAUUAUGCUACUAAAAAGUUACAUGCAACCUAGUUCUAUUAAAUAAGAGGUCUUAAAAAUGUACUAGCAAAAGUCUAUGUGAAUUUGUUGAUAGAGUUUAAAAAAACCCACAAUUUCCCCCCUUUUAUCGAUGUAUUUAGAAUACAAUAUGCCUAUGUGUUAUGAAACUUAUAAAUAGCUGACCGUUUAAUUACUAGAAGUAUUUUCCCCUGCUUUCCUUCAUUUUAUUCAAGGCUGCUCGAGAAGGCAAGAGGAAAAGUAAUAGUACCAGCAGUAUUGGAAAGAGAAUUCAGAGAGGAGAAACAGCUGGGCAGCAGAGUUAUAGACAUUCGAGCUUAAAUUCCAAAAGCCCAAGGAAGAUUUUCAGGGACGGUUGUUUUUGUUUGUUUCUUUCUUUCUUUGUUUUCCCUAAACCUCUGGCCCAUGUGUCCCUUAUGAAUUUCAUGGAUGGGACUUCAGUGACCUAUAAGCUCUCAAAAAUUGUAUUAUAAAUUGUGCACGUGAAUAUUUCUGGGUUUAAUUCCAGAAGAGAUUUUAAACAUAGCCUUACAUCAUGGAAAUAAAAGUACCUAAACUAAGUUGACAGUUAAUUGUAAAAAAUAGAUGACUGGAAUGAAUAUUCUACUUAAAUAAACAUGUUUCUAAAAACAGUGAAAGCUGGAUGUUUCUUUAACAAGUUACCCUGUACUAUGAGAGAAUUGCAUCUAUUGCAAUAGUAGAAAUUAUUCAAAGUACAAUACAAUUCUGAGGAGCAUAGUAUCGUAUAGUGGUAGGAGCUUAGCCAGCACAGGCUCCAGACCCAGAUUACAUAGUUUUAAAUGCCAGUUCUGCCAAUAACUGGUUUUAGAACUUCGGGUGAGUUAAAUAACUACUUCUUGCCUCAGUUUCCCCAUCUGUAAAACGGGGGAAAUAAUGGUAGCUACCUCAUAACUCAUUAAGAUUUCAAUGAGUUAAACAUGAAGAGCUUAUUACAGUAGCUGGCACGUAGAGACUUGAUAUCUAGUCUGUGUUACUGUACAUUCAUUGCAUAUACGGAAAGAUGACCCUUCCUUCUCUUCCCCUGGCUCUUUUAAACCCUUCAGAAGAUUCACGUAUGUUUAGUGCUAGGAAAUCAGAAUAUGUUUUUUAAAAAAGUGUAAAAGUCAUUCAACUCUUCAUGUUAUAGAAUCAUGUAUAACAAUUACAUCUUUAGUCCUUGGAUGCCCAGAGCACUUUACCUUGGAAGUACCAUCGCAGUUAGAAAACUGUUCCAUCAUGAAUGAUCUUUUUUGUAUAGUAUUUCAUUUCCAAAAACAAGCACACAAAUAAUUGUCUCAAGAGUGAGCCUCACUUGUUAUAGGUGAGAUGACAGAGGUUAAAACCCUUAGUGAUUUGUGUGGGUUGGUUAUGGAACCACCGGUUUUAUGAUGCCUAAUCUAGUCUUGUGCCUAACGGUUUAUUUCAGUCUUAAAAUUAAUGCUAACAUUAAUUGGUUCACAAGUGGCUUGACUGUUGAAGAAAAUACUGUGGUACUUUAAUGUGCAUCACUUACGUGGUAAACGUGAAGAAAGCCGUUGGCUCAGUCUCAUUUUUCUAGCGCAACUUUGAGCUGCGGGUUUUACUGUUGCAAAGAAUUUUGACAGGUCUACACUGUUAUCGUUAGAUGUUCGAAAACUGUAAGCAGUGGUUAGAUUCGUUGUUAGAAAGAGUCUAUCACUUAAACAUUGUUUAAAAUUCUAAUAAAGUAACUUUCUUCGUAACGA